GAGAGAAAGAGAACUUGGAGGUUCCUUCUGAGUCAUGCAGAGUUGAAGUAACCCCUCCCACAGCCCUGGACUGUUAAAUAGCCCUGCUGCCUGCAUGUGCCCCUCUCAGAGCCAGCAGGAGCUGAGCAAAAGGAGGCCGAGGGAAGGAGAAAGAGGGGGAGCUGGAGAGGGCACUGAUGGACCAGCCAAAGGGUAGCAAGCUGUGGAAGGGUUCCCGCCCCAAAUACGUCAUCAUAGGAUUUCUCUUGGUGGGAGCUGUGAUUGGUUUAAUUGCCGUGGCUGUUUCACAGUACCAUCCUUCGACAAGGAACCAUAAAUAUGGGAUUGUGCUGGAUGCUGGUUCUUCUCAUACCAAUAUGUACAUAUACAAAUGGCCAGCAGAGAAAGAAAAUGACACCGGAGUGGUUCAGCAGAUAGAUGUGUGUGAAGUAGAAGGUCCAGGAAUUUCGGGAUAUGCCAGUGAUGUGGGAAAUGCUGGUCCUUCCCUAAAGCACUGCAUGGAUAAGGCAAAGGAGGUAGUGCCAGAGAGAAAGUAUCGUGACACACCUGUUUACCUGGGCGCAACAGCUGGCAUGCGGUUGCUGAGGAUGGAGAAUGCAAGUACUGCUAAAAGUGUCCUCUCUGGGGUAGAGGCAACAUUACGCUCAUACCCCUUCAACUUCCGGGGGGCCAGGAUCUUAAGUGGCGAGGAAGAAGGUGCCUAUGGCUGGAUCACCCUAAAUUACCUGCUGGGAAAUUUGAGAGAGGCUAUCUGGCCUAGUUUUCUGCCCCGUCUCUUUGCCAGGCCUGGGACAAUAGGGGCUCUGGAUCUUGGGGGAGCUUCAACACAGAUCACCUUUGAGCCAAACCAGGACACCAGUGGGUCAUCCGAGUAUAUGUUGAAUUUCCAUCUGUAUGGAAAGACCUACAGUGUGUAUACACACAGUUACCUCUGUUAUGGAAAGGACCAGGCACUCCGACUCAAGAUACUCAAUAAUGUCAAGGGCUCAUCUACUGCCAGAAUCCAAGAUCCGUGUUUCCUAAAAGGCUAUGAGAGGACUAUGAAUAUGAUCGACCUGAGCAAAAACCCUUGCACAGCAAGAAGUUUCCACCCUAAAUCCUUCUCCAUUCUCCACAUUGAGGGUACUGGGGAUUAUGAACAGUGCCUGGCUGGCAUUGAGGACAUCUUCAAUAGUUCUGGCUGCCCUUCUUCCAGCUGCUCAUUCAAUGCCUCUUUCAUGCCUCCAUUGUCUGGCCAAUUUGGGGCAUUUUCUGCUUUCUACUAUGUAAUGAGCUUUCUGAACGUAACAGAACAACCUAUGGAUGAAGUGAUAAAGGCACUGAAGGCCUUCUGCUCCAAAUCCUGGGCCAAGGUAAAGGCUGACUAUCCUAAGAUAAAAGAGAAGUACUUGAGUGAGUACUGCUUUGCAGGAACGUAUGUAAUCUCACUGCUUGGCAAGAGAUAUAACUUCACUAAGGAGAAAUGGUCGGACAUUCGUUUUUUGGGAAAGGUUCGUGACAGUGAUGCUGGAUGGACUCUGGGCUACAUGCUUAACCUGACAAACAUGAUCAAUGCAGAGCAGUCCUUUCUACGUCCACUUUCCUACAUUUGCCAUAUUUGUCUCAUGGUCGUCUUCUCCGUUAUGGUAGUGCUUCUGGUCGUCGUAGGGUACGUGAUUUAUCGCAAACCGAAGUGCUUGAAAAAGGAAGCAAUUUAGAGUGGUAAAGUCCACAGCAAAAUUUCUGUGAGCUUCAGGACUUAGUGUUCUUCUUCUGAAGCAAAUGACUUUGUAUGAAGACUUCCUUGGCCACCUCCACUGGCACUCAUAGAUGCCAAAAACAGCAUUCUGCCAUCUUUCUGCCAUCUUCCUUAUUUUGGAUAGGGGAUUGAUGAUGGAGACCUUGUGUGCUGUAUUAAAACACCAACUUCUCUCAGGUCCGUCCCUUCGUGUAUUGCCUUGGUCCCAAAAUGCAACACAGGGGGCACCCUGUUGGGAACAACUGACUGAACAAUGGAAAGACUGUGCCUGGCAGGUCCAGGUGGUCUCAGGGUUGUAUAUCUUUUGCACCUCUGGAAAGGUCAAUAGCUAUUCAGAAAUGCUGCCUGUGGAUCUCCCCCAUUCAUGGUGAUCUAUCUCAGUCACCAUCCAGUCAUAAUUGAUUUACAUGGACAUCUGCUGUGUGAAGACUUAUGGAGACUUUUUAUCAAAAAACUGUCUAUGUGACCAAACAUUAGCUGGGAGAAGGGGAAGGAACCUUAAAUGUUCCCUUUCACAAGACUUUUGUGGAGAGAAUAUCCAACUGACACUUGCCUGGAACCACUGAACUGAUCCACUGAAGGACCAACGAACUUCCAGGCAAUGAACUAUCCGCUUUCUAUAGGUUGUGUAGACUCCAGAAUCUUGAGGUGAGAUGUUGCAGCCGCCUAAUGUUUCCAUGAGCAACAUGAUCAGUCAAAAAUGGUGGGGUGGCUCUAGGGGUGGGGAGGUGGGAUACACUCCUUGCAACUUCAUUUACAUACUUUCAGUGGAGGAGCUAUACACAACAAGGGGCCUUUCUCCCAUAUUCCUAGAAAAAAAUCUUGUGUAUCACUAAACAUUUCACAGAGGUUAAUUGAUUUGCACUUUGAUGUUCAGGGAAAUAAGGGACUCAAGCAGUGAAGGACUUUCCAUUCUUCUUAUGAUAAACAUGUCAGGGUUUUUCUCCCCACUGAAUUGUAAUGAUCGACCAAAUGGAGCCAAAUAAUUUGAUUAGUGUCUCCAUAGGGCACAUAUACCAUAUAUUUAAGGAACAAUAGGUGGUACCUCUUCAUCCUUUGAAUUUGCUUCCCUUAUCAAGACUGAGUCUUUGCUUCCCUUAUCAAAACUUCAGUCUUUUCACGCAGAAAUAUCAUUCCAGUUUUCCCUUCAGUUUUUUUUAAUUUAGCACCUUUUGAAGGGCAUUUGGUUAUUUUACCAAUUAAUUGUUGAUCUACCAGGUCAACAUGAUCUUUAUUUUGACCAUUCCUGAUGGGGCGCUGAUUGGCAAACAUAACAAUCUUUCACAUUCCAGUAACAAUGUUGACCCCAAAGAUUUAACCAAGUAAGAGAAUUUUAUGUGGAGUGGAAGAGUUGCCUGUUAACUCCCAUAUACAUUCUUAGGCUAUCAACUAUCCGUGUCACAUUUAAAAGGGGCACACUUUAUUUUCAGAUUGUUCUUCCACUUUUGGUGUGAUUCCUGUGCAUGAGAUUUGGGGUGAGAGUGGAAUAGGGGUCAGACAACACACAAUGGGAAUAGUAUUGAUGGGGGAGACUUCUGUUCUGUUUGCAUUUUGAUAAAACUAUGUUCAUCAUACCUGUUAAAUCUUGUCUUUCUAUAUUCACAGUUCUCAAAAUUUUGUAGUGUAGUUCUCCCACCAAAAAAAUGCACCUUAGAAGGAAGUACAUUCAUGAAAAAUGCACACAUCAAAAUCAUGUUAACACGGGAUGCAAGAAUUAAUAUAUUAGGGGAAAGUCACAAAAUCCAUGUUAAUUUUUAUGUGAAUCUCUUAAAAAAGCAUGAUGAGCACACAGAAUGUCUUUCCAGGAGGAUUCUGAAUGUUGUAAUCUUAAAUGUAACUUCUCUGAAGUUCCCCACUCAAGUUUUCCAGAAACUGGUUUUUGCAGGUAUACUGUCUUUGAUAGUGCAGAUAACACACUGUAUAACCAUCAUGACAAGAAUCUGUUGAUAGCCUUGUCCUCCCAGAAUUUGGCAAGCUGGAUUCCCAGCGUCCUCUCUCUUUCUGUUUUCCAUACUGCUUCUCUUAUCAAAGCAGAACUCUAUUGUCUUUUCUAGGAUAAGUAGUUCAUCCAGGCAUAGAUAGUACUUUUACAAGUAAGUUGGGUUUUCAACUGCCGAGACGUUUUGAUUACAUCUAAAAUGAACAAUGGAUUCAAGAUACAACAAAUGCUACAGAUUUCCCAAGCAAAACGCAAUUAUAUGCAAAAUGAAAACCUUGUGAAAGUCAUUGCGUUUGACAAUGGUAUAUUGCAGCAUUUCACCUAAGGUUUUUGGUUUUGAGUACAUCUACAGUUUCAAGGAGAUAAGGCAUAGGCCAUUGUCAAGUACAGUAGAGUCGCACUUAUCCAACAUAAAUUGGCCGGCAGAACGUUGGAUAAGCGAAAAUAUUGGAUAAUAAGGAGGAAUAAAGGAAAAGCCUAUUAAACAUCAAAUUACAUUAUGAUUUUACAAAUUAAGCACCAAAACAUCAUGUUUUACAACAAAUCGACAGAAAAAGCAGUUCAAUACAUGGUAAUAUUAUGUAGUAAUUACUGUAUUUACAAAUUUAGCCCCAAAAUAUCGCAAUGUAUUGAAAACAUUGACUAUCCAAAAACUGACUACAAAUAAAGAUAGCAUUGCAUAAAAUCAACUUACAGUAACAACAUUGUCGUAAGUUACAUCCAUAAAAAGUUCAAUCUUUGCUGCCUAGAGAAACAGCUGUGGAUCUGGGUGGAGGCCGACUGCGUUGGAUAAUCCAGAACAUUGGAUAAGCGAGACUCUACUGUAUUCCGUUUACCAAUUGAUUUUCCUGUAUGCAACUGUUUUUUCACAAGGCAUCCAUAUAUGCAGGUUUUUUCACAUAUGGUUCUAUUGUUUUGACCAUUAUUCAGUGGUCAUAUCCAGAUCAUGACCGCAUAGCUAGACCUCUACAAGUGUAACCAUUUCAUAUGGACCUAAAUCUUAUUGUCAGUCCUGACUAGAACAGAACCAUUGAUUCAUUGGAUUGAAUGAGUCAGCUGUAGUCGGGCCUAACUAUACACUUGUGCAUCCUUGAAUGGUGCAUAACGAUUAAUCAGUGCCUUCAGUAUAUCCCAUUAAUUCAUGGGAUUUCAGACACAGACAUUGUACAUUCUCCAUUGCACAAUGAGACUAGAAGUAGGUACAUAAUUGGUUGCACAAAGUCAAUAUUCAGAAGGGUUGUGUAGCUGAACCAUUGUGUAACUCACACUAUUUAAGGAAGGUGCAGAAGUUCAGCUAUAUUUUUUUCAUAGCAAGCUCAUGCUUUUACUUUAAUUUCCUGUUACAACACUGUAAUCACUUGUUUUGCACUAAUACCUUGUGCCCUUAAUGACAGACAAAGAGCAAGCCUGCAUGUUUGUUAUUCACUCAUAACCUGCCAAGGAUGGGCAAUCCCAUGACUCAGAAGUGACAUUGACCCAAGUUUUGUUGGAGGAAGAACUUCAAUUUUUCCUUUCCUGUUGUUUCCUAGCUUGUUUAAUUUGCUGCCUUGAAUUUAAAUAGCACAGAAUUUGCAAGAAAGCCUUCAGUGAGAACAUAACCAGACUAAUAGUUUGACACCACCCUACUUAGAAAACCAGCAUUGUUUAGUGGAUUGAGUAUUGGAUUAGGACUCUGAGAGACCACGUUUUGAAUCCUGCUCAGUCCUGGAAACCUAUUGAGUGACCUCAAUCAAAUGACACUCUCUCAGCCAGAAAAUCCUUUGAGUUGCUAUGAAUCAGAGUUGACUUUGUGGAACAUAACAAACAACCACUACUACUCUAAUGCUAUAGAACCAUCCCUAGGAAUCCUGGGAUUUGUAGUUUAGUGAGGUACUUCCAUCCUAUAUUAAGGUAAGAGAUUCAGGAGCUGAUAACUGGUGCGUGUUUAAUAAACCAGCACUUCCUUGAAUUUACUUUACACUUUGCUGUUUUUGACCAUUCAAAAACUCCUUUGGUAUAAGGCGUGGUGACACCUGAGUUACAAAGUCCAGCAUAUUAUCAUACUACAGUGCAGGUAUGGGCAAACUUGGGUCCUCCAAGUGUUUUGGACUUCAGCUCACACCAUUCCUAACAGCCUCAGGCCCCUUCCUUUUCCCCCUCAGCUACCCCAAGUGUUUUGAAGUCCAAAACACUUGGAGGACCCAAGUUUGCCCAUACCUGCUAUAGUGUGUGCAUGGGAUGGGGGAAUUAGUAUGUUCCCUUUCUCUUUCACAGGUGUUUACAACCAUCCAUCACCAUCUCGCUUUAUAGUGCAUCAUACUACUAUACCUGCAAGUAUUUCUUUUCCUCUUUCUGAAGGAAAGAGAUGGGUUUUUUUUCUUCACAUUGGUAGUACUGUUGUAAACUUUUGGCAGUGCAGAUUGACAGUCAUAAUAAUUUGGAGGCAGCAGGGGCUACAAAAAUGUAGUGUGCAUAAAGCCUACAACACCACAUGCUACCCACUUCUGAUCUGCAACUACCUGCUGACCUUAUUUCUGGGUCUAUAUCCUUUCAUCUUCUAUCAGCCAAUUUGUUCUGUCCACAAAUGACAGAGUAUUCUGUUCAACUGGUGUUAGGUUGAAGCCCAUUAACAUGUUGAUGUGCAAGAAUUCUGACAGUGAAAAAUUGUGACAGAAGAGACAAGUGGAUGUUAAAGCUUUUGACGGUGUCCCCACGUUAUUGCUGGGAAGUGUAAAAUAAACAAGUUGAGCAUUCCCGGCUAUAGACCUGGGCAGAGGGAGAUACAGUUCAUAUAGGGGUUUUUGAAAUCAUGAACCCAGUUUCAAAGCAGUAUAUUUGACAACUGAGUCCAUCUUUUUAUGUACUCCUGGCUUACUAUCUUUUAAGGGAAAUUUAUGCCCUUCCUUGACUUUUCAGUCCAAAAAAAUAAAACAAUUCACUCAUGCACACCUCGGUAUUUGUGUAAUAUAUUAAAGAUAUUAUGAAUUAUGCCAAUUGUGUUUGUUCAUUAUUUCCUAAAGAAGAGAGUGGGAAGUGUAGUAGAGCAAGAGGAAAAAAGUCUGAUCCUCAGAAAAGGGAAAGGAUGCCCUCAAGGUAGGAUUUCGGCACUCUCCCACCUACCAUAAGAAACCAAAGUCUGAUGGCACCAAGCUCAUUUGCUAGAGUUCUUUCUCCAUUUCCUUAAGACAAAGAACCUGAAGUGACAAAUUAUUACUACCCAAUAAAAAAUAGGAAAGGAAAGCCUAGUCUGUAUGGGCAGGAGACUUUAGCAGUGCGGAGGUGAUAGAAUGCAUAGUUUCAUUUCAAACUGUGGUAUUUAUCUUUAUAGCACAAUCUUCUGUAUCAGUAGGAAAAUGAGUACAGCAUAGACUAGAAUAGGCAUUUAUCACAGUAGGUUGAUUAAUUUUUUUUAAUGCCCCCAACUCCAGUCUUUGAUUUGUUACUGCAGAUAACCCGCUUUAUUCGCAGGUUUUAGGAUUUUAAAAUAAUUUUUACAAUUCUUACCAUUUAUUAGUUGGGAUUUAUGUGUGUUGUUGUUUUUAUACUUAUGACACUGUUUAUAUGCUUAUGUACUGUUGUUUAUAUGUGGCAUAUGAAGUGCUUCUGUGAGCCACCCCAAGUCUCUUCAGGGAGAUGAUGGCGGAGUAUAAAUAAAGAUGAUGAUGAUGAUGAUGAU
Molecule: messenger RNA, 7332 nt
Organism: Anolis carolinensis (green anole)
Lineage: Eukaryota; Metazoa; Chordata; Lepidosauria; Squamata; Anolidae
Gene: entpd1
Product: ectonucleoside triphosphate diphosphohydrolase 1
Exons: 10
Coding region: 177-1697 (506 amino acids)
Cellular component (GO): plasma membrane
Molecular function (GO): hydrolase activity
Source: RefSeq, a predicted model, not a curated record